This is a messenger RNA of Theobroma umbraticum, 4846 nucleotides long. Its product is annotated as putative E3 ubiquitin-protein ligase LIN-1. The record is from RefSeq and is a predicted model, not a curated record. Gene Ontology annotation, biological process: protein ubiquitination. Lineage: Eukaryota; Viridiplantae; Streptophyta; Magnoliopsida; Malvales; Malvaceae. Gene Ontology annotation, molecular function: protein binding; ubiquitin-protein transferase activity.
AUUUAGAGGCCGGCCCUCUCUUGCUAAUCCUCUGAACUUGACGAAGAAUAAUUCUUCAUCUCGAAAUACCAGUACCUGAAGACAAAAUUGUGGAUUCAUAGUCUUCGUCUUGAUGGUUACUUCUUCAACAAGUAUUUUUGUUGAUGAAAAUGGAGACUUGAUGUACUAGUCCUGCACUUUUGAGUAAGGAGUCUAGAGGCCUAGGAAAGAUGGCUGGAAACUAUAGGUUUGUGAUGGACCAGAAAGAUAUUGUGAGGACAUUGAUUACAACUGUGGGAAGUUUUACACAAGAUCGGUUGAUCAAUAAAGAGCAGAGAAUCCAGCACAAAGAACAGUGUGCAGAGAGAUUGGCAGCCGAGGAUGGAAGCACAGACAAGGAUAUGGAGGUUCGGUACUCUGAUCAAGCUGUACUAGCAAACUUAGAUUGGGGGAUUGAAGCCCUUGAAGAAGCUAUCAACACGUCGAAUGUGGAAACCAAGCAUGCACGGUUGGACUAUGCAGAGAAGAUGCUUCAAGUUUGUGCCAUGCUGACUUCUGAUCAGAAAACUGCUGGUGUCCCCAAUUCCUACCUCUCUGCAUGGGCUCAUUUAAACCUGUCCUACCUUUGGAAACUGCGUAACAAUGUUCAUAAUCCAGUUCUUCAUAUUCUUCAGAUGUUUAUUAUCGAUCCCUUUUUUGCAAGGAUUGAUUUUGCUCCUGAACUUUGGAAAGAGCUGUUCCUCCCACACAUGAGCUCAAUCCUUGGGUGGUAUUCAGAAGCUAGGCAUAGGCUUAUGAUGGAAGUAAUCCCUGAUUCUUCUGAUCUGUCAUUUACUGCUGAUUUUGAUCAAUUCUUCAAUGAAUCUUUGAUUUUCUCCAUGAGGCCAGACCAAGUUGAGAAACUGAAGAAAUUGGAGCAACUUUACGGAGAAUCAUUAGAUGAGAAUACGCGGUUGUUUGCUAAAUACUAUAAGGACUGUAUGAAUUCUGAUUCAACUGCUAGCAAGAAAGUAAUGGCUCCUAUGUUACCGAUUGCUGAGCCACCAAUGACUCCUCUACAUGAGGUGAGCCGGUCAAUCCCUGAUUAUGUAAAAUUUGGUCCUAUAUUGCCUAAAAGUGCCGGCUUCUCUCCAGUUCUCAAAUCUAAACAUGGCAGAAGAGAAGGAAACAACAGAAUGAUGAGUGCAACUUCAGUCUACUCAGAGAAUAUGGAUGAAUCUGCUGCAUGGGAUCCUCACGAUGGUGUGCCUGAGGAAAAUGAAGAUGAUUCUGAGUAUGAGCCCAGUGAUGCUUCUAUUGACUAUGGGGACCAAAGUAAUGAGGUUCAAUCUAGCAAAGGGAUGAAAAUGACCAAGGAUGUGGAAAUCGGAUCAACUCUGCAACCCACAAAACUUAGGAAUCGAACACAUUCCCCCUCAAUCUUUUCACCUGUAGACUCCCCCAAAACCUCUUCCUCUAAAAAUUCAUCUCCGAAACCUGAAGUGAAUUCCAGAAAGGAAUCAAAAUCUAUAUUGCGUCUUUUAUCCUGCCGCAUCACAGAUUCUAGUGAUCCUACCUCUUUGCCUAUCUCGCCAUGCAAGAGUAAUGACCACAGCAUAAGCUCAGCAGAGUCGGAUGGUGGAGUGAUAGAGAUGCAGAAAAGUUGUAGGAAGAACCGUGGUCGAGCUCGUAGUAUGAGUUACGAUAAUGUGAAUAUCCAAACAUUGGAACAUGGUUCUCAAAAUGAAAGCAAUGAAGGUAACCACAGCUGUGUUUCCCUCCCCUUAUCUGAGAAGCUGACACCGCAGCCAAGACCACCAAAAGAUUUUGUCUGCCCCAUCACGGGACAGAUUUUCAAUGACCCUGUUACACUGGAAACAGGUCAGACAUAUGAAAGAAAAGCAAUUGAAGAAUGGCUAAAUAGAGGGAACACAACAUGCCCCAUUACUCGGCAACCUCUCUCUUCAAGUGCACUGCCUAAGACAAACUAUGUUUUGAAGAGGCUUAUAACAUCUUGGAAAGAGCAGCAUCCUGAACUUGCUCAGGAAUUUUCAUACUCUGAAACACAGAGGAAUUCAUUCAGCUCUCCCUUAGGGAAAGAAAUUGUAUUGGUUUCCCCAUCACCCAAAUCAUCCAAAGUCCCUGGUUGCAAAAGUAUAGAUGAUUAUGUUAACCAAAGGAGCAAAAGAUUUAUACAAGCAGCAGUAGCUACAUCACCGACCAGUGUGAUAUCUCAAGCUGCUGUUGAGACAAUUAUCAAUGGACUAAAACCUUUUUUGUCAUGUCUUUGUACUUCAAACAAUUUACAAGAAUGUGAAGCAGCAGUACUGGCAAUUGCUAGAUUAUGGAAGGAGUCAAAGGGUGAUGCCGCAGUUCAUUCUUAUUUAUCCAAACCAACAAUUGUUAAUGGGUUUGUGGAGAUAUUGUCUGCUUCUUUGGACAGAGAAGUUCUCAGAACAUCAAUAUACAUCCUUUCAGAGCUAAUUUUCACUAAUGAAAAUGUUGGGGAGACGUUGACCAGUGUAGAUUCUGAUUUUGAUUGUUUGGCUGCUCUGCUAAAGAAUGGCCUAGCUGAGGCUGCUGUUCUUAUAUACCAACUGAGGCCAGCAUUCGCUCAGCUUUCAUCUCAUGACCUUGUCCCCUCCCUUGUCCAGAUAGUACUGCACAAAAAUGAAGAAUCGGAUGAUCUUCCGUCAGUAAUGGAACCCUCAGAUGCUGCUAUAGCAAUGCUUGAACAAAUAUUGAUGGGUGGGGAUGAAAAAAGUAGGUCCUUCAAUGCCUUAAUUGUAAUUUCUGAAAAUGGAAUUCCUCGCCUGGUCAAGUGUCUGGAUAGGAUGGACAUAAGGAGGUCUAUUAUUUCCAUACUCCUGUGUUGUAUGAGAGUUGAUAAAAGUUGCAGGAACCUGAUAGCAACUGGAAUUGAGCUUUCUUAUGUUCUUGAGUUAUUUCAUGCUGGCAAUGAUAGUAUACGAGGCAUAUGCAUAGAUUUUUUGUUCGAAUUGGUUCAGCUGAAUAGGAGAACUCUCAGCAAUCAGAUCUUGGACAUAAUUAGAACUGAAGGAGCAUUUAGCACUAUGCAUACUUUCCUUGUCUAUCUUCAGAUGGCCCCCAUGGAACAUCAACCUGCCAUUGCCACUCUUCUUCUGCAGCUUGAUCUCCUGGUUGAGCCACGGAAGAUGAGCAUUUAUAGGGAAGAAGCUGUAGAGGCAUUGAUUGAAGCACUCCACAGAAAGGAUUUCCCCAACCAACAAAUGAUAGUUCUAGAUGCACUCCUAUCUCUUUCAGGCCGUUUUACUUCUUCAGGGGAGUCCUAUAUCGAAGCUUGGCUACUCAAAAUGGCAGGGUUUGAUCAGCCUUACAAUGUUUUAAUAAGGACAAACUUGUUGCAAAAAGAUGAAAAAGAUUUGAAUGAAACCAUGGAAGGGGAAGAGAAAGCUGCAUGUUUAUGGGAGAGAAGAGUGGCUUUUGUCCUGUGCAACCAUGAAAAAGGUUCUAUUUUCAAAGCUCUGGAAGAAUGCUUCAAGAGUAAUUCCUUAAAAAUGGCAAAGUCAAGCCUUGUCGUUGCCACAUGGCUCACUUACACGCUUUCAACACUGCCUGAUACUGGAGUAAGAGAGGCUGCCCGUGAAUCUUUGCUCGAUGAAUUUAUAAAUGUCCUCCAAUCAUCUAAGAACUUGGAGGAGAAGAUUCUGGCAGCCCUUGCUUUGAAAACCUUUAUCAGUGAUCUAGCUGCCCUUGAAGAAUUGGGAAAGUAUGCUAAAUGCAUCUACAAAACUUUGAGAAAGCUCAAGAGGAAUUCAGUUGUGGCCACUGACAUACAGAAAGCUUUAAUGAAUUUGUCAUCCGUCAAUGCAACAGAGUUGUGGAGUUGUACUGACGUCGUAGAACUAGAUACAAGCACAAAUGGUGAGGUUCUGUGUAUGCUUCAUCAGAAGGGUUGUUUGAUAACCAGUCACUCAGACGGAUCCAUAAAGGUUUGGGAUGCUGGGAAAAGGGGUUUAAGGCUGGUUCAAGAAGCUCGUGAGCACAUGAAGGCUGUUACAUGCUUGUAUGUCCCAUCUUCAGGUGAUAGACUAUACAGUGGCUCCUUGGACAAAACUAUUCGGAUAUGGGCACUCAAACCUGAAGAAAUUCACUGUAUUCAAGUUCAUGAUGUGAAAGAGGCAGUGCAUGAUUUGUCAGCCAAUUCUAAAUUUGCAUGUUUCAUUUCUCAAGGAAAUGGAGUUAAGGUGUAUAAUUGGUCUGGGACUCCAAAGCAUAUAACUUUCAAUAAACAUGUAAAGUGCCUAGCCAUAACAGGGAAUAAGAUAUACUGUGGUUGCUCUGGCUACAGCAUCCAGGAACUCGACCUGGGCAGUUCUACAUGGAGCACAUUCUAUUCAGGAACAAGAAAACUGUUGGGGAAACAAACUAUAAAUUCCCUGCAUGUAGAUGAUGGUCUUCUCUAUGCUGGUGGUUCUGCAGUUGAUGGAAUAGCAGGAAAGGUAUUCUCCCAAUCAUCUAAGGCAGUAAUGGGAUCCUUCCCAAUGGGAUUCGACAUCCAACAAAUUGCUGUCAACAAUGACUUCAUAUUUACAGCUACAAAAUGUGGGAUCAUCGAGGUUUGGUUGAAAGAAAGAGUCACCAGAGUAGCUUCCAUUAAAAUGGGCAGCAAGGGGCAUGCAAAGAUUACAUCCUUGGCUUCAGACCUGGAUGGAGGAAUGCUUUAUGCUGGUUCAUCUGAUGGUAAAAUCCAGGCUUGGUCUCUGGACUAAACUGGGUUUCAUUUGUAAAGCGCAACGAAUCAACUCUCAAGUAAAUCAAAUGUUAGCAUCACGUUGGUAUCUUGCUAAGUGAAUUUUCAUUUCUGUAAAUCAUUUUAUAAAGGGCGGGCCAACAUUUUUGUUAA